AUGGUUGGCAUGGAAUGGAUGCGAAAUGGACUGGGAUGGAGAUGGUAUGGCAUGGAUGGAUUAGAUUGGAUGGAUUGGAUGGGGAUGGCAUGGAUGGCAGGAUGGAUGGUGGGAUGGGGAUGGAUGGAUGGGACGAUGGCAUGGGAUCCGCGAUGCGAUGGAUGGAUGGGCGGUGGAUGGAAUGGGGGACUGGACUGGAUGGAUUGGCGAUGGGAUGGGAUGGAUGGAAUGGAUGGGAUGGCAAUGGGACUGGCAUGGCAUGGAUGGAUUGGAUGGGGAUGGGAUGGAUGGUGGGAUGGAUGGGACUGGGAUGGAUGGAUGGGAUGGGGGGAUGGAUGGGAUGGGAUUGGAUGCGAUAGAUGGAUGGAUGGGAUGGAUGGAUUGGAAUGGGAGGAUGGAAUGGAUGGCAGGAUGGAUGACUGGUGGAUAGGAUGGGAUGGAUGGACUGGAUGGGUGGCAUGGGUGGAUGGAGGGAAUGCGAUGAUUGGGCAUCGUGGAUGGAUGGCAUUGGGGAAU
Messenger RNA from Teleopsis dalmanni, 516 nucleotides. RefSeq lists its product as uncharacterized. The annotation marks the transcript as partial. Lineage: Eukaryota; Metazoa; Arthropoda; Insecta; Diptera; Diopsidae. The record is from RefSeq and is a predicted model, not a curated record. The transcript has a single exon.